AUUUUAGGAAAGUUUGGAAUUGAAGUUUUAUGUCGGUAUCUGACUAUCUGUUUUUGAAGUUGGCAAAAUCGUCAUCUAAGAUUGCAUUUAGUGCGCUGACAACAAGGGAUAUGCAUGUCUCUUCAUCAGUGGAGUGAAAUAUGCAGAGCAUAAUUUCGGGGCUUUUCUAUUAUAACCUCAGAUCUGUCCUAGGAAAGGGCGCUUUAUUGACUUUUGGUAUUGUGGAAUAAGACUUCAUUUCCUCAAUCCUAGUAAUAUAGAUUUCGCAAAUGCUAUUUGGCAGGCCCAGAAGUCAGCCAAGGGCUAGCAGACCUGGGUCAUUGGGAGGAAUGGAUUAUGCUGAUCCCAAGAGGAAGGGCAGCCUUGUUGCAAAAGUUUUUCUUGCUGCGGCACUAACAGCAUUAUGCAUUAUCAUGAUCAAGCAAUCUCCUUCCAUGAACUCCCCUAGUCCGUUUUCUUUCCAUGAACCUGGAGUCACACAUGUUCUGGUAACAGGAGGAGCAGGCUAUAUUGGGUCACAUGCUGCUCUAAGACUUCUGAAGGAUUCUUAUCGUGUCACCAUAGUGGACAACUUGUCACGAGGGAAUUUAGGUGCUGUCAGGGUUCUCCAAGAAUUAUUUCCAGAACCUGGAAGGCUUCAAUUUAUAUAUGCUGAUUUGGGAGAUAAGAAAUCUGUUGAUAAAAUAUUUUCAGAGAAUAAAUUUGAUGCUGUAAUGCACUUUGCUGCUGUUGCGUAUGUCGGAGAGAGCACAGCUGAUCCUCUUAAGUAUUACCACAAUAUUACAUCAAACACGUUGUUGGUUUUGGAGUCUAUGGCUAAACAUGGUGUGACGACAUUGAUAUAUUCAAGUACAUGUGCAACAUAUGGGGAACCUGAAAAGAUGCCCAUUACAGAAGAAACACCCCAGUUCCCAAUAAAUCCAUACGGAAAAGCCAAGAAGAUGGCAGAAGAUAUCAUCCUUGAUUUUUCUAAAACCUCAGACAUGGCUGUUAUGAUCCUAAGAUACUUCAAUGUGAUUGGAUCAGAUCCUGAGGGCAGAUUAGGAGAGGCUCCAAGACCUGAACUGCGAGAACAGGGUCGAAUUUCAGGUGCCUGCUUUGAUGCAGCACGUGGUAUUAUUCCUGGAUUAAAGGUUAGAGGAACGGAUUAUAAGACACCUGAUGGAACUUGCAUACGAGACUACAUUGAUGUAACUGACUUGGUCGAUGCUCACGUGAAAGCUCUUGAAAAGGCACAACCUGGUAAAGUUGGGAUCUACAAUGUUGGCACCGGAAGAGGUAGGUCUGUUAAAGAGUUUGUGGAAGCCUGUAAAAAAGCCACGGGGGUGGACAUUAAAGUCGAGUAUCUUUCUCGUCGCCCCGGUGAUUAUGCUGAAGUGUACAGCGACCCAUCAAAGAUCUUGCGUGAACUGAAUUGGUCUGCCCAUUACACCAAUCUUCAAGAGAGUUUGGAGAUUGCAUGGAGAUGGCAGAAAGCUCACCGUGACGGUUAUGGGACUUCAACUGCGGUUCUCUGAAAAUUUCAGAGCCGCUUGGCACAGCGCACCACUGAUUAGAGAAUGGAUCAUCUGAAGUUGAAAGUGUUUGUGAAGCUUGAAGCGAAGUAUCAGUACUGUGUAUAUAGUGUUGGUACCUUCUAUUCAACUGCACUUACAGGUUUUCAGCAUUAGAAGAUUCAGAUCCACCAGAACCUGGAGCAUUUAUAUCCAUCUCUUUUUGUUAAACUUGAGGCACAGAGGAAAAAGUUUAGCUUUUAGACCAAUAAAAGCAUGACCGUGAGUGACGGCUGACGAGUACUUACAGAGUUUAGUUCCACUAUUGGUGCCAGUUUAUUCUUCUCGUACUCGUCGAAGUGAGUAGGAUAUUUCCCCCCUAUUUUUCUAUUUUCUUACUGAGCUGCUGAUGAGUUAGCGUGGUUUUAAAUAGUCGUUGUCGAUUUAUUAUAUGUAUUUAAUAUAUAACAAUUCAAUAAUAUGAUGCCCAGGCUCUGAUAUGA
This is a messenger RNA of Neltuma alba, 1996 nucleotides long. Its product is annotated as UDP-arabinose 4-epimerase 1. The transcript is spliced from 11 exons. The coding region runs from base 270 to 1517 and encodes 415 amino acids. Gene Ontology annotation, biological process: galactose metabolic process. NCBI's taxonomy places the organism in Eukaryota, Viridiplantae, Streptophyta, Magnoliopsida, Fabales, Fabaceae. The record is from RefSeq and is a predicted model, not a curated record. Gene Ontology annotation, molecular function: UDP-glucose 4-epimerase activity.